AUAGGGUUAUUAGAUCAACCAAGUGUUAUAAAUUACUUUCUAAUAAAGUUGAAAUCAAUCACGCCUUUAAGUUGCUGACGGCUUUUGUUCGUCCUGUGCGAAUAAAAGAUUCUUUAGAAGAGAUAAGAGCCCCUGGAAAGUUAAGUUAUCAUAAAGAAAAGCGCCGUAACUUUCUUAACUUUUUAAAAACCCAAGUAAGAAAAGGUUAUCGAAUAUAAUCUUUUCACCUUCAUUGUGUUGUUAAUAUGUAUGAGUUUUAUGAAGGCGCUUUAAAAACUAAAGAAAAUUUUGUAGAAAUGUUUAGACAAGCCACACUCCAAGAUUUGGGAGCGGAAACUGUAGUUUGGCUUUUGUCCUACUUUUAUCAAUAUUCAACUUUUAAACCAGACUCCACGGUCUACGGCAUACUCAUCGCUUAUUUGUCCAAAACGAGCCACUUUUCACAAGUACUGUACCUCCUUCAAGUUAUGAAAGAAAAAGAUAUAAAAAUGAACGAAGUUUUGUAUACCAAUGCAAUGGUUGCCUGCCUUCACGGAAAUAAUUAUGAAGGCGCCUUGCAACUUUUUGAGGAGGCCCGUCAAUGUCCUGAUAUUCAGUUGAAUCAUUUUCUUUAUACUAAUGCACUUGUUGCUUUUAUGCGAAGCGGACAAUACCAAAAAGCUCUGGACGUAUACGAACAAAUGAAGCAGAAUUCUUUGCAAAUCAACAAAGUAACAGCCUCUAACGUGGCUCUGGCCCAUGCAAGAAUGGGAAAUUGGAAGGCUGCUUUAAACUUUCUCAUUGAGUGCAAGUCUGGCAACGCCUUUGAGGUAGAUGAAGCCUUCUAUAAUAUUGCUGUGCACGUAUGCUCGAUAGGGAAACGUUCUGAUUAUGCUAAACUUCUAAUUAAUCAAAUGGAACAAAAAAAAAUAACACCGACAAUUAUAACUUAUACUGGGCUUUUGCAGUGUUUUAUCAACGAAAAUAAUUUUAAAGCAUCUCUAAAACUUUUUGAAGCCAUAGAAAAAUCAACUCAAAUAUCACUGGAUGUAAAAUUUGUCAAUACUUUUUUGGAAUUCUGUAGACAUAGAGAAUAUUGGAAAGUCAGCUAUGAUAUAUUUAAGCGCGUACUAUCAAGGAAACCAAGUUGCACGCCGAACAUUAAACAGUGAAGUAGUCGGGCGCUCCUUUUUCUUAUAUCUUGUGAGAGGUUUAGGUGUCGCCGCCGUAAUUCCACUU
This is a messenger RNA of Zophobas morio, 1218 nucleotides long. RefSeq lists its product as uncharacterized. The coding region runs from base 246 to 1151 and encodes 301 amino acids. Gene Ontology annotation, molecular function: protein binding. The record is from RefSeq and is a predicted model, not a curated record. Lineage: Eukaryota; Metazoa; Arthropoda; Insecta; Coleoptera; Tenebrionidae. The transcript has 12 exons.